AUGUCUCAACAGAACGGUAUUGCUACCCUAUUAAAGGCUGAAAAGGAAGCUCAUGAAAUUGUUUCAAAGUCCAGAAAAUACAGACAGGAUAAGUUGAAACAAGCUAAAUCCGAUGCUGCCCAAGAAAUUGAAGCUUACAAGACCAAGAAGGACCAAGAAUUGAAAGAUUUUGAAUCUAAGAACGUUGGUAGUACAGCUGAAUUAGAAAAGCAAGCUGAACAAGAUGUUCAAGGUGAAUUAGAAGAAAUCAAGAAAAUUUCAAAGGCUAAGACUCCAGCUGUUAUUAAAUUGUUAGUUUCUGCUGUCACUGAGCCUAUUCCAGAAAUGCAUGUCAAUGCUAUUUAA
Molecule: messenger RNA, 345 nt
Organism: Maudiozyma saulgeensis
Lineage: Eukaryota; Fungi; Ascomycota; Saccharomycetes; Saccharomycetales; Saccharomycetaceae
Source: the annotation of a GenBank genome assembly